ACCCGUUACUCGGUAACGAAUACAUGCGAUUUGCUCCAGCUCUAGUGUUUAUGGAUUGACCAAGGAAUAUGUAUUGACGACCCUAUUCGGUUUUUAAAACUGUGAUUUUGUACGAGUUCAUUUUUUAAAUAAUUUUCGAACAUGUCUUUUAGAGUGUAUCCUAAAUAUGUCAAAGGCAAUCCACAGCUCAGAAUUUUUCUGCCAAACUUUUUCAUGAAACUUGUAAAACCGAAAUUAAGUGAGCCAUCAAACCAUGUGGAAUUUAUAGUUCCAUUAGAAAUGACUUCUGAUGAUGUAAAAAAUUAUCUUGAAAAAAUUUACAGUGUUCCUGUUGCAGAGGUGAAAACUGUUAUUUAUACUGGUGAUAUCAAGAAAAAUCAUUGCAAUUAUUUGGUUAAAGAUCCAGAUUAUAAGAAGGCAUAUGUUACUUUACCAGAAGAUAUGAAAUUUCAGUUUCCCGAAAUUUAUCCACAAGAAAAGAAAGCUGAACUCAGUAAGCAAGAGCAAAGAUUAGCAGAUCAAGCUAAAGAUCUAAUGAAACAAAGAAGGAGAAAUUGGGAUAGAGCCGAUGUUCCUAGCUGGUUUGGAAUAUAACACAUUGAAGUUAGCUGGUGUAAUAUGUAAUAUAUAAGCUAUUGAAGUGUAUUUUAUAGUAAAUACAAAUAAAGUAAAUAAUUGUCUUGA
Molecule: messenger RNA, 684 nt
Organism: Stegodyphus dumicola
Lineage: Eukaryota; Metazoa; Arthropoda; Arachnida; Araneae; Eresidae
Gene: mRpL23
Product: mitochondrial ribosomal protein L23
Biological process (GO): mitochondrial translation
Cellular component (GO): ribosome; mitochondrial large ribosomal subunit
Molecular function (GO): structural constituent of ribosome
Source: RefSeq, a predicted model, not a curated record